UAGUAAUAUUAUUAUUAUGGCACUCCCAGAUACCCAACGCAGCUUUAAAAUCUGGCGCUAUCAGGCAUUUCAUUGCCGCCUGAGUGAACACUUUGUACUGUGGGAUUACUGGCCAAUUAAACUAGAGGCCUUUAGCUACACUGUGUGUGUGUGUUGUACACACUCUAAAGGGAGCAUUUGCUGCAUUAUAGUCACCUUCUCAGGUCACAUGAGGUCUCUGGUUCUGACCUUCACAGGAACAGCACAAUUUGUCUGCAUUAUAAUGAAACCUUGAACAGUCAAAGUCUUCGUGGACUCUCUCACCUUCCAGUAUGCAUUUUGGUCGUCAUGGUGACCUUACAGCGUAGGAUGAUGUUGUCCUGGUGUGCUCAUGCCAUAUCGUCUGUCUGUUACUCAUCUGAGGGCAGAGAGCAGAGUUGUGUUGGAUAAAGUGAUCCUUGAUCCAUGGCACAGGGCAACUCUCACCCCCCCUCGCUGUGACCUUGCAGCCUGUCCCUGUGUGGCAUUGCCUUACAUUGGCUCAGCAAUACAUCACAGACAAAAGACACACACAUUGUCUUUGUGACACACAUUCUGUGCAUAUUUUUACUGACCCGGACCCACAAAUACUGUAGGGAAACUCUCACUGAGGCCUGCCCCCCACACAUACUCAUACCAAUCGCAGAAAGUGCUUUGUGCAUUCACUCACUUACUGGGCAGCUACUGAAGAGAGAGAGAGAGGGAGAGACAGACAGAGAGAGAGAGAGACGCUGGUGGGAGGAGGGCGAUGGAUACAGCAAGAGACAGAAGGAUUACAAGGAGAAACCCAGACAGAUAGAGAAUAAGAGAUAAGGCUCAUAGGGGGACCGAAGAGGAGACACAUCCCGUAAACUAACUGGAGGAAAGGCAAGAGUGAGCAGGGCAGGAAAAGGACUACAGAAAUAGGAAGGGAAACAGGGUUUGUCCACCAGAGAGGAAGAGAGUGAGUUGUUGUUGUAAAAGAGGCUGAGGGGAUCUGAUGGGAUGGCAUUGAUCUCUGGGAGCUGCCGGCUCUUGGGCCAGAUGGCGUCUUGUUGCUGCAGACCACUGCUCAACUCCUCCUGCUGUGGACCGUUCAUCAAAGUCUGCCUCUCCUCCUUCACAGGUCUGUCCCAGCCUGAUCUCUGUGCUACUACUGCACCACCAUGAAACAGACUGCUAAAUGCAGAUAGACAGGAGCGUAUAGGUUUAUAGGCAACAUGGGUAACACACUUAGCCAAGAAGACAUCUCUCCUGCUGAGCUGGAUGCUCUUUGGCGGGAACCGCCGUACACCCUCGGGGGAACAAAUGAACACUUCUCAGGAAGUGACAACAUGACUCAAGGUGCAGGUGAAGAGGAUGACGGUCCAGUAGUAGAGUCGGGUGAAGGAGUUGUGGAGCCUGACAGCUACUGGAAGAAGAAAGAGGCCUUCCUUAGAGGAAGUACUGUUUCACUGGGAGAUAAAUUCUCCUCAGAAAUCGUGUUGUUGUUCACUGGGCGGAGGCGCUCCAAUGAGGAUCCUGACCGGGCCUUACAGGAGGCGCUACGUACUCGGCUCCGAGUGGUCGAGAGCAACAGCCAGGAUGUUAUCCAGCUCUUUAAAGACUUGUCUGCACGUCUGGUGUCUGUCCACGCUGAGAAGGACAGCUUUGUACUCACAUUCAAGACUGUGGAGGAAAUCUGGAAGUUUUCAACUUACCUAGCAUUAGGUUAUGUUGCUCGCUGCUUAGAGAACUUCUUGUGUGAUCAGUCUUUCUGGCUGGACCCAGAGCUACUCAGUGACCUGGAGAUCAAUGUAACUGUGAACGAGGAACAUCUGGCCACCCUCUACCUUGGUCUUUUACUCCAGGAGGGAUCCUUCUUUGCUAAGGCACUAUUCACAAGAAGUGACGAGAAUGAAGACGAUGAAGAACAGCUGUCGUUCAAAAAGAAUGACCUGCUGAUGGUAAGGGACACGGGGCAGGACAACAUGUGGGAGGGCACCUUGCUCUCCACAGGAAACCACGGCCUGGUGCCAGUCAACGCCAUGCAGCCGCUGCCUUACCCUUUCUACCAGUGGUUCCUGAGGAAGUACCCAGGCAAUACUGGAUGCUCGCCAACAGAAAAGGAGGCAUUUGAACGUGCUAUUGUGACAGGUUCCUGUGUAGCAGUGGUUGACUACAUGCCAGAGGGCCCAGAGGAGCUUCAGCUAACUCAAGGUGACAUUGUGGAGAUCCAGGGUCUACUGGUCCGAGGCCUGGGCGUGUUCAUUGGAACACACGCAUCCACAGGUCACACUGGAUUCGUACACAAAGCCCAUGUCAAGCCUCAUGACACCAUGCCCCUGGACGGACAAUUGGUCUUUUUGACUGAGGAGGAGAGAGCCAGUCUGGCUCAGGUUAACCCGUGUAGCUCUGAGCCAAGUGACAGCAGCCUGCUGGAAAGACUCUUCUCAUCUGACAUCAGCUCCGUGUACAGGCUAGAUAGACUGGAUGAGAGUGACUUCAUGUACAUCAGGAAUCGGCCAAAACAUGAUCAUAAUAUUACUUCGAGCACCCGUCAGAGCGUCAUGUCAGAGAGAAGUGGAGGGACACCCCCGUACCACUCCUCUCCUCGCGCCUCCGUCUCUCACUCCAAUCCUCGCCUGUCCUUCUAUCACUCCUACAAUCCUCUGCCACAGGAGGGAGAGCGCCUGUCAUUCAUGCUGGAUGACACAUUCAGAGAACUGGACGAGUUCCAGGAAGACCCACCUCUCUUCUUGGAGGAGAACAGCUGGGAAGGGGAGGACUCAGAGCACAGUGACCCCACACUGACUCUGCUCAACCAUGAACACUUCCAGGAGGACUUCCUGCCCCUGUACGACCUGCAGUACUCCUUCCUGUGGGUGACCUUCAGUGGUAAGACCGAGGACGAGUUAUCAGGUCACCUAGAGAGCAUCAGGGAGUGCGCCAAGAGAAUGGGCAUGCACUGGGCACAUCGGCGAGCAUGUUUCCUCCUGGGAAGACUUUGUGCCAGGAAGCUAAAGUUCUCCCAGGCUCGUGUGUACUAUGAGGAGGCUCUCAGUGUUCGUGUGGACAGUUUCUCUGACACGCCGCUCCUCGUUGCUCUCUACACGAAUCUCACCGCCGUCUACCUGAAGCAGCGCAUGACCGAUAAAUUGCCCCAGACUCUGGAGAAGGCCAGUGCCCUGCUCCUCUGUCUCCCCUGCCACACCUUCACCUCCACGGAUGAGGUUGAGCUGCUGAAGCUGCUUCUGAAGAGAUCAGUGGUGAUGGGGGACAAACAUCUGGAGGCUCGUGUCUGCUACCUCAUCUCCAGCCUCUUCUUGCACCUCAGGAAGACCGAUGAUGCCCUUCCCUUUGUUGAGCGACUCCAGUUCCUCUCAGUGUCUCUCUCUGCUGCUGAGGGGCAUCCCAUAGUUCCUGUGGACCUCAACUGGCUCUUGAGCUGGCUCUAUAAUCGUAAAUACAUGCCUUAUUUGGCCCUGGCCUCUCUGAGUCUGGACUCAAGACAAGACCACUCCCUUCACAAUGCUUUCCAGAGGAUUGAGUUGUUUAUCAGGAACUCUGUUCGCCUGAACCCACGCUGGAAGGAAGGAACCUCCCUCCUCCCUGCCCAGAUUGUAGUUUACCUUCAGCAGGCCUUGGCUAUAGCUGAGCAAGGGGAAGACAUGAAGACCCAGAGGGAUCUUUGCCAGGGUUUGGCCUCUGUCUACCAGCAGUAUGAUGCUCUAGAUAAGGCAGUGGACUGUGCUCAACGAGCAGUAGAGACAGGAGGACACAUCAAUGAGGAAGAGGGCUUUGAGGCCUCUGUGCUGCUCGGGUGGCUUCUGGUGCUGACAGGCCAGGCUGAGAGGGCCCAGAGAGUCCUACAACCACUUCUCACAUCACUCCAGGGCACAGACAGUCCCACGCAGCGAGGCGUGAUCCACAACCUAUUGGCUUUGUGUCUAAGGCGGCAGGGUCGCAUCCCAGAGGCAGGCUGGCAUCUCCACUCUGCCUUGGUGAUCUCCAGGGAAAGUGGAAAUCAAAGAAACCAGGCCCUGGCACUUGCCAACCUGGGCUGCCUGGCACUGGAUGUGGGCGCAUCCUGUGUUGCAGAACGCUUCCUGGUCAGAUCCCUGCGUCUUUUUCUGGAUCUCUCGGAAAGCCCCACUGACGAGGAACAUGUUCAGACGUACCUUUGGCUGGGACGCAGCUACAAAGACAGAGGGAGGACUCACGACAUCAGGGCCUCUUAUGAAAUGGGGCUACUUAUUGCACUGCAUGCCAGAAACUUACACAGUCAGAUGGUGGUGGCCAAGGUGCUGAGUCGGCUGUAUGCUGACAUGCUGCUGUAUGGCCAGAGUAUCGUCUACUAUGAGCACUGUGUGUCGGUAUCCAGAGAGCUGAAGGACAAGAGGCUGGAAGGAGAAUAUCUGGAGAUCCUCAGCAGCCUCUACCUCUCACUCAACACUGAAAGAUCGUCUCGUAAAUCUCUGGACUACACCAAGCAGAGCCUGAGGAUUUCUAUUGAUUUGGGCAAGAGGGAGGAAGAGUCAGAAACCUGGCUACAGGUGGGACGCAUCUAUUUCCUCAUCCAUGAGGACGAGUUAGCUGACAUGUACCUGCAGGCAGCGGUAAAGACAGCUCUGAGGAUGAACGAUCCUCACUUUGCCAUGAGUAUCUACGAGGAGGCAGGAGAUGUCUACUUUAAAGGUCACAGGAACCAGAUGGCUUCACUGCCCUUCUACAGGGAUGGCAGUCUGCCAUUUGCACGGAGCAUCAAAGACAUCCAUUCAGAGUUUCGUUUGUUGAGUAAACUGACAGACCUGUUAAUGAACCACGGAGAGCAGGAGGAGGCUCUGCAGUACGCAACACUGGCUGUUCAGAUCGCUGACGAAACAGGUGUCCAUGUGAAUGAGAGGACAGCCUACCACAGGCUGGCCACAAUUUACUACAGCCUGGAGCAGUACGAGAUGGCAGAAAACUACUACCUCAAGUCCCUGUCCCUCUGUUCACCCGUCAUAGAGCACCCUAUGGAGGCUCGCUACUACACCAAGCUCUACUGUAGACUGGGCAAUCUCACUCUACACAAACUCAAGGAUGCUUUUGAUGCAGUGGGCUACUUCCAGUUGGCUCUGGCAGCGGCCCUAGAAGACCAAGCUAACCCCGAGGCUCUGUAUGUGGUGUACAUGAAGCUGGCAGAGAUCCACGGCAACCACAUGCCCGAUGCCGAGCUGUGCCAAGUUUACAGAGACAGAGCCCAGAGUCUGAAGAGAGUUCUGGCUGGAGAAGGAGGCGCUGUUGUUGGAGAGAAGAACAUGGACGAUGCAGACACAGAGCCUGGCCACAAAAAGGAAAAACACUCUGAUGCUGAUGUGGAACAUACAGAAGGAUCAGUUCAGAGAAACGGUGUUUUCACUUUUAUGCCUGAAAAUGGAAAAUGUGAAGACAACUCUUUUCCAAGAACUUGUAUAAUGCAUGGAGACACAGAGGAUACAGACACUAAUGGGAAAGACGAUCACAACAUUAAUCUUCCUGAUACAGAAAGCCUUUUUGUGGACGCCUUUGAGACACAGACCAUCGCCAGUCAGUCGUUCAGUGACAGUAUUCUGACUGAGUCCUUUGAUACAGCUAAAGAGCAGAUCUCAGACUCCAGCAGCUCCACCGACACUUUGCAAACCUACCACAAUCAAACAGACGGGAAUGACUUUGACAGUUCACACAGCAUGCCCAGUCACACACUUGUUAACACAAGACACACAGACUCUCAAAACACAGAUUCUGAUAUUCAGGAUGAGCAAAACAGCCCCACUGAAGAAACAGAUGUCUAUGCAGAUGCAACAGAAAAAGAUGUCAGUGUGAUGCUGCCCAGGUAGAGUUUGUUGGUGUAAACACUGAUAAAGCUGUGAGUGUGGUCGACACAGAUUAAGAUAAAUCUGGUGAUAAACACAUGGUGAACACAUGGACUUAAAUCAUGUCUUCCAGUGGCACUUUAUGUUCUUCACUGACAUUUCCUUUGCCUGGUCACGUGUGUUUCUUGACCGGCAAACUGACUCCGACGUUCCAGCCACGUGGCACUUAUUGUAGGAUAAAUGAUGUCAAUACUGUUUCAGAGAUGUAGUGACUUUAAAGCAUGUGCCUUUUGUUUUUCUAAUAUAUUCUAUGGUUAUUACAGUGCAUUGUGCUUGUAAUAUAUGUUUUUCUAAAUGUAUUUUUAGUAUCUCUGGAAGAUAUGACUCAAGCAUAAAGAAUGUUAUUUUGUUU
Larimichthys crocea (large yellow croaker) is the source of this 6225-nucleotide messenger RNA. It is a transcript of the gene sh3tc2, whose product is annotated as SH3 domain and tetratricopeptide repeats 2. The record is from RefSeq and is a predicted model, not a curated record. Gene Ontology annotation, molecular function: protein binding. Gene Ontology annotation, biological process: regulation of ERBB signaling pathway; regulation of intracellular protein transport. NCBI's taxonomy places the organism in Eukaryota, Metazoa, Chordata, Actinopteri, Sciaenidae. The transcript has 22 exons. The coding region runs from base 1218 to 5837 and encodes 1539 amino acids.